CUGAGGACCCAGAACACACUUCACCAGCUGAAGGAGCCCUUUUAUAUCCAGCCGUGCUGCAGGAGCUGCCAGACCCUCUUUUAUAAUUUUAUUUCAAACGCAGCGCUGUCCCCCAACCUUGAGCCCUCAGCGCCUUUCAUUCCUCCGCGCCGCCAGGGGGCGCGCUGCCCCGCCCCCACCGCGCCCUCACGGCGGGGCGCGCAUUCGCGGGGAUUCAAACGCGAUGGCGGCUGAGGCGGCUCGGGGCUGAGGGGGAGCGAUCCCCGCCCGGCCCCUCGCCCGCCCGCCGCUGCCUYGGCACCAUGUCGUCGGAGGGCAGCGACACGCCGACGGGUGGACAGGCGUCCAAAACCAAGCGGAAAGGAGGAAGGGUUGUGCAGUCUCGCUACUUGCAGUACGAUAAGAAGGACACCAAGAAGGUGCCGGGAYUGUCGAGCUCAGGCGUCGCUCAGCGGAAGGCAGAAAAGGAUGCCUCAUCAAGUUCCUCUUCAUCGAAUACUUCUCUGCCAUCUUCUGGAACUAAAGCAAGAUCAGUUGUUUCUCAGAAACAUGAAGCUUCUGCUGGUGUUGACCAUAGCUCAUUAAAUCAGAGUAUUUUUGAGAAGGGUGACUUGCAGUCCACUUUAUUAGAUGAGGGAAAAAUGAAGCUACCAGACCUUGAUAUUUCUGCUAUUAAUGGUAAAACUGACCCCAAGAAGAGUUCUCAUUCGGAAUCUACUUCAGAAGGAGAUUCAGAGACAAGGGCAAAAACCAGAGUGACGGAYGAGGAAACUGAUUCUCGUGAUCCGAUGGCAGAGCUGGAAUCUGAGACACUGCUUUUAACUUACCUAAGAAUAAGGGCAGAAAAAAAAGUUGCCAAGAUGGAAGAAAAAGCAGAAAAAAACUUAUUAAUGUUGUGCGAAGAAAAGCGGAGGCAGCAGAAGAAGCUCUGGGAACUGAAACGUGAAAUUCUGCUCCAGGAGAGAGAGCAGAAGCUCAAUGAAAUGUUAGACAGACAGAUAGAAGCUCUGUCUCCCCUUGUUGCUGUCUGUGAACAGUUUAARGAACAAUAUAAAAGCUUUGCAGACUCGCUGGAUGCUGCAAGACAUGAAUUACCCAUUAAGAACAUUCACAUAGGAGGAGAUAAGCAAACCUACCUUGAUGAACUGGGAAAGCAAUUAACGAUUACACAGGAGCUUCUGACAGAAAUAAUGCCAAGUCCCUCAGAAGACAGUGGAAAAACACUUAGUGCACUGAAAGAGCUUGAAGAAGUGUCUCAGCAACUGAGUAAAGGGCUUCAAAGGCAUUUCACAGACGUGCAGAACCUGUCAUUUGAAGCCUGUAAAGAAGUUUCUCUGCAUAACCAAUACUUGUGCGAAGAGAAUCAUGGAGUAGAUGUUGUCAAACGCUGGUAUUUCAACUAAGCUUUGUAUUGUUUUACUACUGGGUAGGUACUAACACAAUGCCAGCAGGUUUGUUACCCUUUUACCUCUUGUAUGGACACACAUCUUGCCCAGUUUUUAAGUGAAGCCAGCAGCAGGGGUGCUCACUGAGACAGAAAUUGGAGAGUUGUGUUCCAGGCUGUCCCACAGGGAGACAUCACCGCUCUCUUUUAACAUGGAUUGCUGUGACAGAUUUUCCAUCACUUUCUGCCUUGACCGUAGUGAAAGGUAAAUGAUAAAAAGUGCAAAUCUGACCUCUGUGUUAAUGUACAGCCUGAGCAUUGGUUGCUCACUGAACAACUUCUGCAGGAACUCUUAGUUGUCCCAUGUUUCUGGAUGUGCCGAGGGGAAAAGCUGUGUGGGUACAAAGCACUUGCUUGGAAGGAGACUGGUCACUUUUAGCAAGUGAGAAGUUUUGGUUACUGGUUGCCUAAUUGCCUUGUAAUUAAAUUAUUGAAAUCAUAAAUGCUUUUGUAUAAACCUGACUCCUCUUUAAGGAUUUUAUUCUUUUUAAUAAAGACUAUUUUCCACUGCUU
Molecule: messenger RNA, 1957 nt
Organism: Malurus melanocephalus (red-backed fairy wren)
Lineage: Eukaryota; Metazoa; Chordata; Aves; Passeriformes; Maluridae
Gene: HAUS8
Product: HAUS augmin like complex subunit 8
Exons: 10
Coding region: 303-1403 (366 amino acids)
Source: RefSeq, a predicted model, not a curated record